AUGUACCGCCCGGGUUUCCGCGCUCCCACGCCUCCUUACGCGGGCGGCGGCGGCGGCGGCGCCUUCCGGAGCCCCCCGUCCGGCGGGGGGCCCAUGCCGCCCUCCCCGCGGGGCUACGGCAGCCCCCACCACACGCCGCCCUACGGGCCCCGGCCCGGCCCGUACGGCGGCGGCCUCUCCCCCCGCGGGCCCGGCUUCCAGGGGCGCUUCGGGAGCCCCUCGCCGGGGGCGCAGACCCCGCGCAGGUCGCAGGGCGGCAGCCCCCGGUACCCGGCCCCCUACGGCGGCGCGUCCCCGGCCGGGGCGCCCCCCCACUUGCCGCCGCAGCACAAGCGCUCGCCCGGGGGCUUCCAGAGGCACUUCCAGGGAUCACCCAGGACAUCUACUCCAUUUGGUACAGCGCAUGGCAGAGAGAAAAGAGUGUCUAAUGAUGUGGAAAACUAUUACAGACCUUCAAUGCUUGAGGACCCAUGGGCUGGCCUAGAGCCAGUUUCUGUUACAGACAUAAACCAGCAAUACAGCAGUGAGCAAACAACAUGUACUGCUAAAAAAGGGAGGUAUUUCAGCUAACACUUUUUAAAGGCCAAAUAACUCCAUCUUGUCAGGAAAACUUUGGGACAAAAUCUUAACACUUACACCAGAUGAACAGGAAUCAAGACCUUAGAUAAUGCUUUUAUUUGAUCACACGCCCGCCCUUUUAUCCUACUCUUUUUUUAUUGCAUUGGGUAUUUUUAUGUAUGGGACGGAAAAGGAGUGGUAGGAAACCUUAAAUUUCUGGCUAUGUGGAAGUGCCUACCAGCUUUGAAGAACAAAGUGUUCUUUAAUCACCAGCGACUGAUUUGUGACUGUUAAAACAGGUUUCCAUAUACUUACCUCUUCCAUGCCAGAUUGUUAGCCUUUUAUUGUAAAGUACUUUAGGAAGUGGUAUUUUUUUAUGUUUCAGCAUUUUUAGAAUGAAGUAACUUGGAAAAAAAAAAAAAAAAAAACAAACAGUUUUGUAAAUCCUUGUUUUGUAAUGUGUAAAGAAUAUUUUAGGACUCUUGUUAAGGUGUACACAUUAACACAAAUAGUACUGUUGAAAUUAGGUGACCUCUGUAAAUGUGCUUGUAUGCUGUAGUUAACCUGUGGUUUUGUGCAUAGUGAUUUUUGUUAAUUGCAGUGUAACAUGAAGUUGAAAUGUGACUUUUAGCCAUCUCAGGAAACAAAUGUAUUGUUUUUGGAAAGUUUAAUUUGUUGAACCAGCUCUUGAGUCGCAAACUUAAUUCUGUAAUCAUUUGCUUUUGUGUUUAAAAAAAUAUAUUUGAAUCAAUAUUAGAUAUUUUUGGAUUAUUAACAAGUCUGUUCAGUGGCAAUUUAAGUCUAAGGAGUACAUAAAACAUCAAGAUAAUAUAACUGGAAAUGUUCUCUGUGGGUCCACCUGUUAGAAUAGCAUAGAACGAAUGACAGUUUUGGUUAUACAGUUGACAUUAGUACGUGCACAGCGUUUUUUGGGGUUUUUUUUUGAAUCCGUAGAAUAUUUUCCAAUUAUUUUUUAUUUUUACUUGUGGCAGGAAUCAUUGCCAGGAGAACUGUUUUGUGUGUGUGCGUGCUAUAUUUUUAUACUGAAGAGGAAAACAAGGAGUUGGUUUUUUAGAGCUUGUCUUUACAUGGAAAAUGCUUCCCAUG
This is a messenger RNA of Empidonax traillii (willow flycatcher), 1665 nucleotides long. RefSeq names its product M-phase specific PLK1 interacting protein (gene MPLKIP). Gene Ontology annotation, cellular component: midbody; nucleus; centrosome. The transcript is spliced from 3 exons. Bases 1 to 570 code for a protein of 189 amino acids. Lineage: Eukaryota; Metazoa; Chordata; Aves; Passeriformes; Tyrannidae. The record is from RefSeq and is a predicted model, not a curated record.